This is a messenger RNA of Fomitopsis serialis, 1224 nucleotides long. RefSeq names its product glycolipid 2-alpha-mannosyltransferase-domain-containing protein. NCBI's taxonomy places the organism in Eukaryota, Fungi, Basidiomycota, Agaricomycetes, Polyporales, Fomitopsidaceae. The coding region runs from base 132 to 1127 and encodes 331 amino acids. Gene Ontology annotation, cellular component: membrane; Golgi apparatus. The transcript has 4 exons. Gene Ontology annotation, biological process: cell wall mannoprotein biosynthetic process; protein N-linked glycosylation. Gene Ontology annotation, molecular function: alpha-1,2-mannosyltransferase activity. The record is from RefSeq and is a predicted model, not a curated record.
CAGCCCUCUUGCCCCGGACAGCAUUCUGAUCACGACGCCCGAGCACUGUCAAGGCUCUACGGGCACGACUUCUCUUCUUCGCUGGCUCCUCCUCCUGCUUGUGACGACCCCGGAGGAGACGUAUUUGUGCGAUGGCGCAAAUAAAGCUGACGCCGACGGCGCGCUACGUGUUGCUCGUCCUCUUCAUUCUCUUCGGCAUCCACUCUAUCCUCACCUUCACUCAUGAACCGUAUGGCCGCGCAACCUCCAUCUCUUCCUUGACGGGCGGCUUCUCAUGGUCAACCUCUGCGGCACCGCCGGCGAUCCCGGAUACAUACUACGACUCCGAGCUCCCCCCAACCCCUGCACACAAUUCGAGCAUACGUGCAAACGCUACGAUUCUGAUGCUCGCGAGGAACAGCGACGCGGAGGGUGCAGUACGGAGCGUGCGUGAGUUGGAGGACAGGUUCAACCACAGGUAUCAGUACCCAUGGGUAUUCCUGAAUGAGGUCGAGUUUGACAGCGAGUUCAAACGACGAGUCUCGAACGUCAUUUCGGGGCCUGUGUACUUCGGGACGAUCCCCCGCGAGCACUGGUACCAGCCUGCAUGGAUCGACGAGGACCGCGCAAGCGCAGCACGGCAAAAGAUGGUCGACGACAACAUCAUCUAUGGCGGUAGUUUGUCCUACAGGAACAUGUGCCGCUUUAACUCCGGCUUCUUCUACCGCCAUCCCCUCCUGCAGCAGUUCAAGUGGUACUGGCGCGUCGAGCCAGACGUGCACUUCAGAUGCGACGUCAGCUUUGAUCCGUUCCGGUACAUGGAAGACCACAACAAGGUGUACGCAUUCACGAUCACGAUGUACGAGUACUUGGCGACUAUCCCCACACUGUGGGCAACGGUCAAGGAGUUCGUGGGGCUGCACCCGGAGUACGUGAAAGAGAACAAUGCCAUGAACUACAUGAGUGAGGAUGGUGGGGCGACGUAUAACCUUUGCCACUUCUGGUCCAACUUCGAGAUCGCGAACAUGGACUUCUGGCGCGGAGAGGCCUACUCGCAGUUCUUCGACUACCUCGACUCGAAGGGCGGGUUCUACUACGAGGUGCGCGUCACGCCUUUCUCCUCGGACCCCGCUGACCAAGUCCCGUAAUCCUAUCUUGUCCUCCGCUCUCCAUUCAAUGUGCCCCGAUGACCAUGCGGUCCCGUUCUGCAGCGCUGGGGCGACGCACCGGUGCACUCGAUCGCGG